Messenger RNA from Fusarium subglutinans, 852 nucleotides. RefSeq names its product hydrolase dienelactone hydrolase. Lineage: Eukaryota; Fungi; Ascomycota; Sordariomycetes; Hypocreales; Nectriaceae. The transcript has 4 exons. The coding region runs from base 1 to 852 and encodes 283 amino acids. The record is from RefSeq and is a predicted model, not a curated record. Gene Ontology annotation, molecular function: hydrolase activity.
AUGCCUACCAACGAAGUCGGCGAGACAAACUCGGACCGGCGUGACGACUCAACCCAUGCCUAUUCAGAUGCAACAUCUAUCACAAUUGCUUCUAACCCACCGGGAAAGUGCUGCACCGUGGGAACCCUCCACAGAGGUCAACCCACUGGCAAGUCUAUCAAGAUUGAUGACAACACCGAAGCCUAUCUCGCAAUUGCGCCGGGGGGUAUUGCCCAUAAGGGCAUUGGAAUUCUAUAUCUUCCAGAUGUCCUUAGCCUGUGGAAUAACAGUAAACUUAUGGCCGACCAAUUUGCUGCCAAUGGCUAUACUACCCUUAUUCCUGAUCUCUUCAAUGGUGAUGUCCUGCCUUAUCCUAUACCUGAGGGCUUGGAUAUUAUGGAAUGGAUCUAUAACGGUGCUAAUGGAAACAACCCUCACACACCGGCUCAAGUCGACCCCGUCGUCAUCAAGGCUAUCAAGGUUCUCAAGGAGAUACUUAAGGAGCAGGGCACAGUUAAGAUUGGGGCUGUAGGAUAUUGCUUUGGCGCUAAGUAUGUUGUUCGCAACUAUAAGCAGGGUAUUGAUGUUGGCUAUGUUGGCCACCCUUCAUUUAUCUCUGAAGAUGAGCUUGCUGCGAUUACCGGACCUCUUUCUAUUGCUGCAGCUCAGACUGAUAGUAUCUUUCCCGCUGAGCUUCGAUACCGAUCUGAGGAAAUCUUGAUCGAGACAGGCCAGCCAUUUCAGAUUAACCUAUUUUCUGGUGUUGAACAUGGCUUUGCUGUCCGUGGUGAUCCUGAUGACCCCGCUCAGCGAUUUGCGAAGGAGCAGGCUUUCUUUCAGGCUUUGCAGUGGUUCAAUAAUUAUCUAGCUUAG